AUGUCGAAGCUAUCAGAACCACUGAAGCAAUUCAUCAACGCCGCCCACGCCCGCCCUAACACCGUCCCAGCACCCAAGAACGUCGCCUCAAUCUACGAGCGGAUCGCCUUUGAUGCCGCGUCCAAGAAGGUCGGAUUGCCAGUAUGGCUUUCUGCUUCGACCGCAGCAACAAUGACCAUGAACUCCCCAGAAUCAAUGCUAGCCCUCUACAACCUCGCCACAUCCCCCACCCACACCUCCUCCAAAUACCCCAACCAACCCCUCUACGCCGCCGAACUGAUGCGCGAAAUCGGCCUGAAAUGCAUCGGUUUCAACGGUGUGCCCCGUACCAUCAACGUCCUCGGUGCAUUCUACUCCAGUCUUCCUGCAGAAAUCCAGUCCCAACUAGCCCAACGAAAACCGCGCCGACACCUCUCCAAAUCCAACAUCGAGGACGUCCUAGCCCGGGGCGAUGGGUUGUGGGACAGUAUUUACCACCCUUUCUCACAUAAAUUGAGUAAGAAACUAGCGCAAUCGCAUCCUGACUUACCGGUGCACAUUAUCGAGUCAGAAUACGGAUGUCUCUUCUCAGAUCCGCCGGGUGCUGCGGGUGAGGGGAUUCCGAAUGUGGGGAGGGUGCUCACGUCUGUGAUUGCGGUGGCGUGCUUGAGGGCGCAGAGUGGGGUGGGGCCGCAGGUUGUUAGUCAUGUGUUUGGGCUCAGAAAGGCGUUUGAGGAUGGGAGUGCGGAAGGGGAGGAGGAGGUGCCCGGGGGAAGGUGGGUGGCGGGGAAUGAGGGGAGUUUGUGGUUGUUGGAGCAGGUGGAUAGGAUUGUGUAUGGGCUUGGGGAGGGGAGGGGGACGACGUAUGCGCCGGGUUUCGAGAGUGCGCCGAAGGCGAAGCUUUGA
Molecule: messenger RNA, 885 nt
Organism: Fulvia fulva
Lineage: Eukaryota; Fungi; Ascomycota; Dothideomycetes; Mycosphaerellales; Mycosphaerellaceae
Product: Dol-P-Man:Man(5)GlcNAc(2)-PP-Dol alpha-1,3-mannosyltransferase
Exons: 2
Coding region: 1-885 (294 amino acids)
Source: RefSeq, a predicted model, not a curated record